Molecule: messenger RNA, 1413 nt
Organism: Ogataea parapolymorpha DL-1
Lineage: Eukaryota; Fungi; Ascomycota; Pichiomycetes; Pichiales; Pichiaceae
Product: ATP-dependent rRNA helicase RRP3
Exons: 1
Coding region: 1-1413 (470 amino acids)
Molecular function (GO): ATP binding; nucleic acid binding; RNA helicase activity
Source: RefSeq, a predicted model, not a curated record
AUGUCUCCUACAAAGAUAUCUCGCUCUGGCAAUGUAGCCCCUAAAAAGGCCGUGUCUGCCAAAAUCGACAUUGAUUCGCUGAAGCAAAAGCUCACGGCUAACAAGAUGCAGGAAAAAUUGGACGGAACGCAACCAGAGGAACCGGAAGACAAACAAAAUGAACAGCAGUCUGAACAGGACGAGUCCACCAAGCAAGUGACAUUGUUUAAAGAACUCGGCUUGCAGCCUGACAUUCUCGAUGCCAUUGAAAAGCUCAACUUCUCCACACCAACUCCUAUCCAAGCCCAGUCUCUACCGCACAGUUUGCAAGGCCGCGACAUUAUUGGUAUUGCGCAGACUGGAUCCGGUAAAACGGCCGCUUUUGCCAUUCCCAUCCUCCAGGCAUUGUGGGAAGCGCAGACCCCAUAUUUUGCCUGUGUUCUAGCUCCAACCAGAGAGCUGGCGUAUCAGAUCCGUGAGACGUUCGAUGCUCUGGGAGUGAACAUGGGACUCAGGUGUUCUACUAUUGUCGGAGGUAUGGACAUGAUGGAACAGGCCAAGGAACUGAUGCGGAAGCCUCACGUGAUUGUGGCCACUCCUGGACGUCUGAUGGAUCAUCUGGAGAACACCAAGGGCUUUUCACUGAAGGCUUUGAAGUAUCUUGUUAUGGACGAGGCCGAUAGACUGCUCGAUAUGGAAUUUGGGCCUGUGCUGGACAGAAUUCUCAACAUCAUUCCACGCGAGAGAAAAACGUACCUAUUUUCUGCCACAUUGACUUCAAAAGUCGAGAAGUUGCAACGUGCUUCGCUCAUAGACCCCGUCAAAAUCGCCGUCAAUGACAAGUAUUCGACGGUCGACACGCUGAUCCAGACACUAAUGGUGGUCCCCGACGGGUACAAAAAUACCUAUUUGAUUUACCUUUUGAACGAGUACGUGGGUAAGUCGGUUAUAGUCUUUGCGAGAACAUGCGCCCAUGCGCAGAAAGUUGCUCUUCUGGCUAGAAUUCUCGGGUUUUCUGCCAUUCCGCUACACGGCCAGCUUACCCAGGCCCAGAGAUUGGGAGCUCUCAACAAGUUCAAGUCUGGAGAUAAGCAGAUUUUGGUGGCCACCGACGUUGCUGCCAGAGGACUGGAUAUUCCGUCUGUCGACCUUGUGGUGAACUAUGACAUCCCCACCGAUUCCAAGGCGUACAUUCACCGUGUUGGAAGAACUGCUCGUGCUGGAAGAUCCGGUAAAUCUGUUUCCCUUGUGACGCAGUACGACUUGGAACUUAUUCUCCGGAUUGAAAAAGUUAUCGACAUGAAGCUUCCGAAGGAGGUGCCCAAUAAAAACGAGAUUCUGGCCUUGCACGAUUCUGUCGACAGAGCCACCGCCCAGGCUGUGUCCAAGGUCAAGGAGUUCCACUCCAAGCGCAAAUUUAGAAAGAAGGACUGA